AUGGCGUUACAUUCGCCGGUUGACGCACCCCCAGCAGUAGCAUCUACGGCAGAUUCCCCUGCUGCUGCAUCUCCUAAUACCCCCGGCGACGAGGUCACCGCUCCUCCGUUUGAUCGAGUCACCGUCCCAGACCCAGUCCCUGAUCGAGACACGGGCGCGCUCCAGCUCCAUCAAGUUCAUCCGCACCCGCACCCGCACCCGCCCACCCCGCACGCGACGGCCACUGCGACGCCUUCGUCUACGCCUACGCCUCCCGCUGCUACUCCAGCUUUGGCCAAUACGGCCCCGGCUGCCCUGCCCGAGGCUUCAAUUGCACGUCGUAUAAAGACACCCACCGAGCCGCCCCCUCUCAAGUCGCCUCCCAUGCCUCCUCCUGCCGUUUCUCCCUCGCCUCUUGCGCCGUCGGCCAACCCCCCGCCAAAGACAAUCACACACCCCUCCCCCUCGACCCCCAAGAUGCUGUUCUCAGAGAUCUACAAGUCCCCACGCUCGCCGCUAUCCAAGUUCCGUCUGUCAAUGUCCCAGCAGCCUCUGGCCCUGGACCUGCCCGAUUAUGAUCCUGACCUGCUCAGCAAGGACAAGGUCAAACAGAAGGAGGCUGUCAAGAAGUACCUCGCCGCCAAGGUCCGCAACGACUGGGAGUUUGUUUGGCCGCCCGUCGCCUCUCCCCCACAGAACGGCGAUGCAGCGCCCGCAACCGCAACCGAUGCGACACCAUCCCAAGCAGAAGGCGUAGAAGAGGCUCAACAAGCAACCCCCGACCUUCAAGCAGAGGCGAUAGUGACAGCGUCGUCACAAGAUGAGGCUAUCGAGGCAACGGAAAGCGAAGAGGCUGGAGAAGAAGAAGAAGAAGAAGAAGAAGAAGAAGAGGGAGAAGACAGCGAUGCGGAAUCGGUAUACAGCACUGUCUCGGAGGACCUGGCGCGCUUCAAGCCUCGCCUGGAAUGGGUGUCUGACUUGUCCGACGAGGACCCUCCCGUGUCACUCUCCCCAUUCCGCUUCGAUAGCCCCGACGCGAUCGGCGCCGCCGUAAAAGCAUCUGUAGCGGACAAGCGUGCGCGGAGGAGGCGGGCCGUCCGCGAGGAGAUGGCAUGGAAUGAAGGCCUGGCCUGCUUCGAGGCAAGGCGCAAUGCCUGGACAGGCGCCAGGACAGUGCGCGUGCGCACCAAGCCCGUCUCCCCUACGCAAACAUUCUCCCCCCUCUCUCCUCGUCGCCUGUUCUUCCGCGGCUCAUUUUCCCAUCCCUCGGGCCCAGCCUCGCCAUCAUCGCCAGCCCAUUCCCUGCAGCAGCGGCCCAGCAACGAGGCCUCAGCCACCGUCUCGGACGCUUCCGAGCUCUCCAAGGACCCGUCCAAGGAGCUCACGGCCCAGAAGUCCAAGGAAUCCCAGAAAUCGGCCGCGUCUCUCACGUCGACGACAUACCCCAUAGAGACCAUCGUCCCUCUUUCCGCGCCACUCCUCCCGCCGGGCAACCCUAUGCGCGCUUCCAUCACUCCCUCAGUGUACAUGUCGCUAUACGAGAAGGUGAUAGUGCACGCCCUCACGCCAUCGUGCCCCGUCAACCUGUCAGAUAUGAUACGGGCUUGCGUGGUGGGCUGGAAGCGGGACGGCGAGUGGCCUCCGAAGCCCUCGGCCGCCGAGCCCGGCAUCGUGGCAGUGCGACGGAGGAAGAAGUCGGCGGCAGAAGGCCAGGGCCAGAAUGCUACUCGUAGAAUGAGUCUUGGUUUCUUGGGCAGGGGCGAGAAGACAGAGAACCAAGAUGAGAGUGGCGGGAAAGGCAUCAGGAAGAGCCUGCAGAGAGUCCUCGGUAUCGGACAACACCAUCCUCCUACCUCGGCCGCCCCUACAAGUGGGAACAACAAUACCCCAGUAAACGGGAAGGAUACAGCCGUCGCCUAG
This is a messenger RNA of Colletotrichum higginsianum IMI 349063, 1899 nucleotides long. Its product is annotated as Mitochondrial AAA ATPase-like protein. The transcript has 2 exons. The record is from RefSeq and is a predicted model, not a curated record. Bases 1 to 1899 code for a protein of 632 amino acids. Lineage: Eukaryota; Fungi; Ascomycota; Sordariomycetes; Glomerellales; Glomerellaceae.